This is a messenger RNA of Talaromyces proteolyticus, 1443 nucleotides long. RefSeq lists its product as uncharacterized. NCBI's taxonomy places the organism in Eukaryota, Fungi, Ascomycota, Eurotiomycetes, Eurotiales, Trichocomaceae. Gene Ontology annotation, molecular function: DNA-binding transcription factor activity, RNA polymerase II-specific; zinc ion binding. The coding region runs from base 1 to 1443 and encodes 480 amino acids. The record is from RefSeq and is a predicted model, not a curated record. The transcript has 4 exons. Gene Ontology annotation, biological process: regulation of DNA-templated transcription.
AUGCGCGCGACGCUUCGUAGGUCCUGUGAUGCCUGCGCAAAGUCGAAACAGAGCUGUGAUCUCCAACUACCUCGGUGCUCUCGAUGCUUCAAGAAAGAUUCUGCCUGCUUUUAUGCGAAUGAACCUCUGUUUUCAUCCCGGAAUAGAAGAGCCCCAUUUUCUAAGACCUCAGAACUCAAUAAGCAAGACAUCAAUAGCGAAAAUGAAGUAACUUCGAAUGGCAAGAGGAGCACACCUGACUCUGUUGAAAAGUCAGUACGACUGUCCGGUGUGGCGGAUGCGUCUUUCGAUCCUUUCGAUUCGUAUCCUCCGACCAGGCUUCCGCGGCUCCAUGUCCAAAGGCUUAUUCAAUAUUUCUUGUCCAAUAUCGCCUUUCGGUAUUAUCCCUUGGAUCUUAAUAUAGAAUCAAACCCGUUUGUUGUCCAGUGGUGGCCGCUUGCACUCGCGGAUCCGGCAUUAUUUCAUGUGUCUUUGCAAACGGCAUCUCUUGACGAAGAAUUGCGGGCACAGAAAGGGUUUCCAAUAUCGGAACUUCUGAUGAUUGAUUCAGUGUCCCUUUUGAGACAAAAACUCGAAGACUCGUCACUGGCAUUCGAAGAUGAGACCAUGGAUUCAGUUGUUACCUUAGCUGCUAUCGAGCAUGGAAAAGGGAAUGUCGAAACUAGUAGAGCUCACAUUAAUGCUGUCAAGCAGAUGGUAAAUGUUAGGGGCGGAAUCAGUGAGCUUAAACGAACAAGUCCGUUAACGGCGAGGAUGAUUUCUUGGGUAUCAAUGCUAGUUACAGAGGCUCCUCAAUUCCAAAUCCAAGACGAUUCUGGCCUUGGAAACGGAAUUGCUCCUACACCACAGUGGCGGUUAGCAUUGACAGGCUCCGAUCUCCAACAUCUGUCACUCCAUGAUCUUAAAAUCGAUCCUACUAUAAGCAACGCACUAGUCCGUCUCCGGACAAUAUUUCGCCAUGAGCGAGUUUCACACAUGACUAGCACUGAUCUACAUGAUCUCGCGUGUUUUGUACUGCAUAAGCUGCUACUGCUGUCUCCAUUAUCCUCAGAGAUUCCUGAGCAAUCGGCCGUUUCCGAAUGCAUGAGGUAUGCAAUAGCGCUUUAUAUGUUGUCUAUACAUGGAACUACCUACUAUUCCCAUGACAAUCUGGCAAAUGACAUGAUACUGAAACUCAAACGUCAUAUUGAAGCCCUAGUAGGAACAGACUACAUGAACAGUUCAGCAGGAAUAUGGGUUCUCUCUGUUGGUCUGGUCGCUACCACUGGCACACCUUAUCGAAAGUGGUUUAUAGCUCAGACAUGCACAGUUGCCAUGGCUCUCGGCUUACACACAUGGGAAGAGGUCCUCGUACGUCUAGAGACAGUAUUCUGGACUAGAACCCAGCAGGAAGAACUUGUCCGACGGAAAUGGGAGGAGAUAUUCAAACUCUUGACGGAUUGA